AUGACGGCAGGGCCUACAAGCACCAGUAGCAGGAGACUUGUACCGAUUCCACCGGAUGGCGGAUGGGGGUGGGUAGUGGUGGUCGGCUCGUUCUUUAUUCAUGUGUUUGCUGAUGGAUUCGUAUAUUCAUUUGGAGUACUCGUUGAUGUGCUCAUGAAGGAGUUCGAUUCGGACAACACUAUGGCAUCUUUUAUCAUAUCCCUCUUGACUGGACUCACACUUGGAUCAGGGCCACUGGCAUCUGCCAUUUGUAAUAGAUUCGGAUGUCGAAUAACCACAAUCACAGGGGCCUGCAUCGCAAUUAUAGGAUGUGCGGCAGCAUCGUUUGCAACGGCUAUGUGGCAUAUUGUUGUCUCGGUUGGAGUGGUCAUGGGAAUCGGUUUUGGGCUUAUGUAUUGCCCUGCUAUAGUGAUAGUAACAAUGUACUUUGAAAAGCGUCGAUCAUUAGCGACAGGUAUUGCAGUUGCUGGUGCUGGAGUCGGAACCGUACUAUUCUCACCUAUAAAUGAGUUCAUCAUCAGCAAUUUUGGAUGGAGAGCCGUGUUCUACACAUUUCUCGGAGUACUUGCUCUUUGUAUUGUAUGUGGUUGGACCUUCCGGCCUCUGGCAUUCCGAGAAGUUGACGAUGAUGAAACGGAAUCUACGCCAGUCGGGAAGAAACCCGAAACAACUGCUAUCGAGGAAAGAGCUGCUCUGCUGACCUCAGAAGAUCAACCAAAAGCCCAUGAAGUUAUAAAGGAAGCUAAGUCAUUGACAGACAUUAAACCUGCGGAUGGAGAAAAACCAUCUCCACGUCGAAGGCGUUGCGAUACUGUCGGAGAAAGAGACACAGGAUUCCUGAACAGAAAGGAUGUCUUUUAUACUGGAUCUAUCACCAACGUCGCGCAGUUCAUGGAAAGUCCUGACAGAUACAGAUCAACUGGAUCUUUGCACAAACGCACACUCAGCACUGCUACCGCUGUUUCUAUUGACAAGUUGCAAGAAGUGAAAGAAACAAGUGAAGAACCUUCCGAGGAUAGUAGCUCAGACAAUGCCGAGGGAAAAAAUAUGUUCAUGACCAUAAGCAGAAUGCUCUCCUUAUCCCUAUUGAUCGACCCUACAUUCUUAAUCUUUGCCAUUUCCAACCUUCUAACAUCCGUUGGAUUCAACUCACCGUUGUACUUCUUACCAUUGCAUGCUACAAGAGGGGUCGGUCUCGAUCCUGCAAGCUCAUCAAGAGUUCUUUCUGUUUUCGGAUUAUGUAACACUCUUGGUCGAGUUGUUUUUGGCCUUGUGGCGGAUCAUAGGCUUCCGCUACCUUAUGGACUUGGUAAUGAUACUGCCAGAAAUAGACUAUGGAUGUAUAACAUUUCACUUUCGAUCUGUGGAAUUCUCACCGCAUUAUGUUACCUCUGCACUGGCUUUACUUCCCUCUCCAUCUACGCUGGCCUGUUUGGAUUCUCUAUUUCUUCUUACAUCUGUCUCACCAGUGUGAUUCUCGUUGACCUUCUUGGACUAGAUAAGCUAACAAAUGCUUUUGGUCUCCUUCUUCUGUGGCAGGGAGUGGGCACUGUUUUUGGGCCACCUAUAGCGGGAUAUCUUGCAGAUGUUACAGACACCUACAUAUGGUCAUUCGUGUUCUGCGGAGUAAACCUACUGAUAUCCGGUCUGAUGCUCUUCACUAUACCUUAUUUCCAAAGAAAAAGAGCAAAGGAAGCUAUACUCCGUGAUACAUCCAAACAACGAAACGAAGCCAACAAAAGUUAA
This is a messenger RNA of Necator americanus (New World hookworm), 1746 nucleotides long. RefSeq lists its product as uncharacterized. Gene Ontology annotation, cellular component: membrane. The transcript is spliced from 13 exons. Bases 1 to 1746 code for a protein of 581 amino acids. Gene Ontology annotation, biological process: monocarboxylic acid transport; transmembrane transport. The record is from RefSeq and is a predicted model, not a curated record. Gene Ontology annotation, molecular function: monocarboxylic acid transmembrane transporter activity. Lineage: Eukaryota; Metazoa; Nematoda; Chromadorea; Rhabditida; Ancylostomatidae.